Messenger RNA from Cygnus olor (mute swan), 5208 nucleotides. It is a transcript of the gene IFT81, whose product is annotated as intraflagellar transport 81. Bases 1774 to 3804 code for a protein of 676 amino acids. Gene Ontology annotation, molecular function: tubulin binding. The transcript is spliced from 18 exons. NCBI's taxonomy places the organism in Eukaryota, Metazoa, Chordata, Aves, Anseriformes, Anatidae. Gene Ontology annotation, biological process: intraciliary transport; cilium assembly. The record is from RefSeq and is a predicted model, not a curated record. Gene Ontology annotation, cellular component: cilium; intraciliary transport particle B; centrosome.
ACACCCUUCCUCUUCUUUGCCAUCUCUGUAACACUAAGGAGACAUACGAAGAGGGGAACUGUCCUUUACUUCUUAGAAGGUCUGAGGAGUGGAAGACUUAAAGAGAAUCAGAGCAGCACCCUCCCACUGUACCCAGCCCAGAUCCAGAUCCCUCUCGCUGCCCUCGGCACUGCAGGCACAAUCCAUUCUCUCCCCUGUACAGAGGACUGACGUAAGGAUGUGUUUCCGUAUUUGCAGAAACACGGCAUUUCUCCAGCAUUACUGCCUGGGAUCCAUGGAUCUACCACUUCCUAUUUCCUUUCCAUGCAGCCUACAGGGAGCAGAACUGGUCCCCAGUGCCUUCAUGGGAAAUACCCUUUUCAUCUGCUCCCUCUGUGUAUUCUAUAUGCUCAAAAUACUCAUCAGAAGAAAAGCGUAACUGAUACCAGGAAAGCAUGUCAAGGGAAAGUAGAUCUCUUCUGGGAACUUGUAGGUAGAUACGAUUCCUAAAGGUCAGUAUACAGACUGAAAGCACAAAGGAAACAUGAUCUGGUUUUUAAAGUUCAAAUCCAGGAGUCAGGAGACUCGGAUUAUGUUCCUGGCUUUCAUGCGCAAUCAAAAACUCCUCAUCCAUCCCCUCUGUGACUGAGUUUAUCCAGUUAAAAGCUAGGACAGCAAUGUAGUGUCACUUUUCAGGCUCUCAGAGAAGAUCAGUAAAUUAGGAUUUUAUGAAGCAUUUUAUAUUCCUGAGAAAGAAGAAAGGAGCUAAUCUAAGAUAGAUGCAGUACUUAGAAUUGCAAAGCGUCACAUUUAUGAUUGCUAUUUACUGAAUAAAAUUCCGCAGUGAUUUACAACCUGUGCAUUUCAAUUGGCACCAAUUUAAUAUGACUCACUGCAUAUUUUACUCCAUCAUCUGUGGACUCACGUGGGUUUCUAAGACAAUCCAAAAAGCUAAUUGUAGUCGCAGAGGCUCCAAAAUCCACCUAUUUAAGGUCUAAACGUGUUUUUUGAAGGAUCUGCAAUUAAAAAAAGUGCAAAUUGGAGAUACCACUUUCAUGAACAAGCUCCGGAGUCUUAUUUUUGAUUGUUUGGUAUUUUUGAAGCUCCUAUCCUCAUUCAGAUGUGGUAUUGCUCACACUGACUAAGUGCUUAUUGCUCUGCUGAGGCACACUGACAACCCAAGGACAUAAUUUGCCAUUCCCCCCUCACGAAGCACCCCGUUUUCCACACAGAUCCCCUGUGCUUUCCUCCACAGAACUGAGACAACCAUUCCAGUCACGCACACCAGCCCCAUUUGCCAUCUUUUUAUUGUGCCAACGACCACCGGAAACCCUAACUGGGUAACCGCAUCAACGUAUUUAUACAUCUACACGCCACAGCAUCCCCCUAACAAACCGGGAUGCUAAUUAUACACGUUAUAAGGUGAAUACGUUCCACCACCACCCCGCGCCGCUCUGCGCAUGCGCAGCCCCCCUCCCGCUCUCGGCCCCUCUCCAGCCGCCCCGGCGCGUUGGCUGAAGCGCGCGCGCGGCAGCGUCGGAAGUGACGCCAUCGCCCCGGCCUGGCAACCGUUACCAUGGUAACCGGGAGGCGCUGAGGGGAGGUGAAGGCCCCGGCGCCUCAGGGCGCUGCCCCCUGAGGGUCUCCGAGGGUCCCGGCCCUUCCUUCGGAGCCGUGGGGCUGAAAAAGGCCUCGCUGAGGUGGUGCCUGGCCCCUGCAGCCCUCCCCCGGUCCCGCCGAGGCCUCCUCACAUCACCUCCGGCCGUGCCGCCGAGGCUCGUCCCGGCCGCCACCAUGAGUGACCAAAUGCAGUUCAUUGUUGAGAAGCUCAAUCAGGAGCCCUUCAGGAAGAGCUACAAUCUGAUCACGUUUGACUCCUUGGAGUCCAUGCAGCUCUUGCAGCUGCUCAAUGAUGUGCUGGGGGAGAUUGACCCUAAGCAUGUUGUUGACAUCAGAGAGGAGCUGCCAGAGCAAACAGCUAAAAGAAUGUUGACUCUCCUUGGUAUCCUUAAAUACAAACCUCCAGGAAGUAUAUCAGACUUGAGCGCAUUUCGCCAAGGGUUAGUUACGGGAAGCAAACCUGUAAUUCACCCUGUCUUACAUUGGCUUCUUCAGAGAACCAAUGAACUCAAGAAAAGAGCUUAUCUGGCACGUUUCUUAGUAAAAUUGGAAGUGCCAGUGGAGUUCCUGCAGGACGACACUGUGGCUGAUGUCAACAAACAGUAUGAAGAACUGAUGGAAGCAUUUAAAAACCUACAUAAGGAGUGUGAGCAGCUCAAAACAUCUGGCUUUUCUACUGCAGAAAUAAGAAGGGAUAUCAGUGCAAUGGAAGAGGAGAAGGAUCAACUCAUCAAAAGAGUAGAGCGUCUUAAGAAGAGGGUGGAGACAGUACAAAAUCAUCAACGAAUGCUUGAAAUAGCAAGACAGCUUCGCUUAGAAAAAGAGAGAGAAGAAUCUUUGGCUCAACAGAAACAAGAACAAAAAAAUCAGUUGUUCCAUGCAGAGCAGAGACUGCAAAGAGCACAGCUCCAGCUGAAAGAGAUGCAUCAUGCAGUAGUGGAUUCAAAACCUGAAAGUUUAAUGAAGAAACUGGAAGAGGAGAUAAAUUUCAAUUCAUACCUGGCUACUGAAAAAAUACCUAGGGAGCUUGAAAGCAAGAAGAAAUCAGUAUAUUUCUUACAAAAGACAGUUGCAGAGCCAGCUAUGAGUCAAUCAGAUCUCAAUGUACUUGAAGUCAAGAUAAAUGAAGUAAAUGCACAAAUAAAUCAGCUUAUUGAGAAAAGAAUGAGCAAGUAUGAGCCAAUUGAUAGUAAAUUUUCCAUGUAUCGCCAACAGGCAUCUAUAAUUUCCCGGAAAAAGGAAGCUAAGGCAGAAGAACUUCAAGCUGCUAAGGAAGAGAUGUCCAGCACAGAAAGACAGAUGCUACAAAAGACAAAUCAGGCCCAAGAGUUAGAAGGCUCUGAAGUUUUGAAAGGGGAUGAGUUUAAACACUAUGUUAAUAAGCUCCGGAGCAAGAACACAUUUUAUAAAAAGAAGCGACUGGAAAUAGCAGAAAUUACAGCUGAGUAUGGUAUCCUCCAGAGGACAGAAGAACUUCUAAAACAGCGCCACGAGGCUAUUCAGCAGCAGUUGCAAGCAAUUGAAGACAAAAAAGGUAUUUCUGGAUAUAGUUACACCCAGGAGGAGCUGGAAAGAGUAUCUGCAGUAAAGAGUGAAAUGGAUGAAAUGAAAGGCCGAACACUAGACAGCAUGUCUGAAAUGGUAAAAAAACUGAAUACUAUGGUGGCAGAGAAGAAGUCCAGCCUAGCUCCUGUUAUCAAAGAACUGAGACAACUGCGCCAGAAGUGCCAGGAAUUAACUCAAGAAUGCGAUGAAAAAAAAAUCCAGUAUGACAGUUGUGCUGCAGGGUUAGAGAGCAAUCGCUCCACACUGGAACAGGAAGUGAAAGGACUCCUUGAGGAGUGCAUUCAGGAAGAAAGCAACUACCGUUAUGUAAACUGCAUGAAGAGGAAUCUAGAAAUACAGCUACAACGUGCUAAAGAAGAAAUGAAGACAUACGUCUCCCAAGAUCCUCAGGAGAGACGAAAGGCAAUUCGAGAGCAGUAUACACGAAUGAUCCUUGAGCAAGAAAACCUGGGGAAGAAAUUACGAGAGAAGCAGAAAGUUGUACGGGAAACUCAUGGGCCAAAUAUGAAGCAAAUUAAAAUGUGGCAGGACUUUGAGCAGUUAAUGGAAUGUAAGAGAGAAUGUUUUCUAAAACAACAAAAUCAAACAGCCAUUGGUCAAGUCAUUCAGGAAGGAGGUAAAGAUAGGCUUGUAUUAUGAAUUCUGCCUUCUUUAUACCAGCAUAAAGUGGGAAGACAGUGUAUUGACUUCUUAAAGGUAACCUCUUACUCAACAUUGUUGCUUUCAUCAUUUCUGUAAAAAUUUGUUGUACUUUAUUUAGUUUUGGUGGAUAAACAAGGAGGGCAACUAAGCACUCGAUGAAGUUUUUCCUCCAUUGUUUAAGUGACAACAAAACAUGGUUAGGAAGAUCUGUUAUGAAAUCUGCACUAGGGUGAACCUCAUCAUAAAUCUGUUUUAUGAGUCUGGGAAUGGCAUGCAUCUGCAGAGAGAUCAAAGGAAAAAAAAUCCUCUUCCAGGGUCACGGAAAACUUAUGUAAUUGCUCUGCUCCUUAUUCUGUAUCUCUAAGAUUACAUUUUUGCAAGGUCUGGGACUCAAUAUUGUAUAAUUGUGGACCUCCUGGCUUGGCCCUCUCCUUCCCUAUUGUCUUUAUUCAUCUAGUGUGACUGGCAAGAAUGAAGCCAUUUUCUGUCUGAGCUGCACAGACCUUGCCUGCACACUCCUAGUCAUACUUUCCUUGCAUGGCUGAGUUAAACUGAUUGUGCUUCCAGGAGACAGUUCAGUGCUACAGUGUCAGGAGUAGGUUCUGAGAACAAUUACUUGGAUUCUGAGCUUUUUUCCAUUGUCUCUUGUUGGUUUUAACAAAUGCGGUUUUUCUUGCACAUAUACCUUUUUCUCAUUUUUCUUAGUUGUCCACCUGAAAGUGCUAACUGUGGUCCCCUAAAGGCUUUCUCCACUGAGGGCAUUUUGCUGUUUUAUCUGUGCAGUAUGGUUCCAGAGUGGUUGCACUACCCAAAGAGGGACAUCCCAGGGAUGGAAGACUAUCGGUGGAUGUAAAUAUGGCACAGUGGUUCCUGUAUACGUCCGGCUGUGCCAAACAGGUAGAUAUGCAAGGCUCCCUCAUACUCUGGCUUUAACCUGUGAGCCACAGGCAACUUCCAUUGCCCUUAAAAUUGCAUCGUGAGACCCAUGGCUGACCCAGGGUAAAAGGAAUGCAGAUGGGGCUUGAAACUGUCCCUCACGCUUCAUCAUUUCUGAUGAGCGCCUCUUAGUCACAAUCAAAGACUAGAAGCAGAGAGAUAAGUCUGGGUGACGAGAACUCCUGCUGUUCUUCUUUAGUCUCUUGGCUUACUGAAUUUCUAUAUAGUUUUUUUUUUCUUCUUAUUUUUUUUCUUUUUCCUGCCUAAAGUAGAGUGGACUUUAUCACUGAUAGUUCUUUCAGGUGUAGUUUGGACACAAAAAAUUAUUUAGCUUUCUCUGACACCUGCCUAUGAAAUCUGCUGCUGUUUUCUCUAUCAAGAGAGUCUGGUAACUGUAUAGGUCCUAGUUUGCCUUUACAUUAAAUAUAUUUGUUAACAGAACUAAAAUAAAAUAUGAUGACUCCA